Molecule: messenger RNA, 852 nt
Organism: Antrostomus carolinensis (chuck-will's-widow)
Lineage: Eukaryota; Metazoa; Chordata; Aves; Caprimulgiformes; Caprimulgidae
Gene: LMBRD1
Product: LMBR1 domain containing 1
Exons: 7
Coding region: 1-852 (283 amino acids)
Biological process (GO): protein localization to lysosome
Cellular component (GO): lysosomal membrane
Source: RefSeq, a predicted model, not a curated record
AUGAAAAGAUUUGAUUGCCUUAGUAACCGUGUGUGGAAGGAGGAAGAGGAGAAAACCAUCAGUGAUACCUUAAGGCUGCUGUAUGUUUUAGCUCUAUCAGAUGAAAAUGCUUAUGGUAUGUCAGCUUUGCCUCUGAACCUGAUUAAGGGAACUACCAGUGCAGCUUAUGAACGUUUAGAGAACACUGAAGAUAUUGAAGAAGUGGAGCAACAUUUAUUAAGGAUUAAAUCAAAGUGUAGAGAUGGUCGACCUCUGUCAUCAAGGGAUAGACGGACUGUACAACAACUAGAAGAGAGACUAAGGACACUUCGAAGAAGAGAGAGGCAUCUGGAGUCUAUUGAGAAAAGCUGGUGGACAAAGUUCUGUGAAGCUAUCAGACCUCUAAAGAUUGUGUGGGGAGUAUUCUUCAUCAUUGUGGCGCUGCUCUUCACUGUUUCUCUGUUCUUGUCAAAUCUGGACAAAGCUCUGCAUUCAGCUGGCUUCGACUCAGGAUUUAUAAUUUUAGGAACUAAUCUGACCAAUCCAUUGAAUAUGCUGUUACCUGUUCUUCAAACAGUUUUUCCACUUGAUUAUAUUCUUAUUACAACUAUUGUUAUGUACUUUAUCUUCACUUCAAUGGCAGGGAUUCGAAAUAUGGGUAUAUGGUUCUUCUGGAUAAGGCUUUAUAAAAUCAGACGAGGGAAAACUCGACCUCAAGCACUCUUGUUUCUCUGUAUGAUACUGCUGUUGAUCGUUCUUCAUACAAGUUACAUGAUCUACAGUCUUGCCCCUCAGUAUGUAAUGUAUGGAAGCCAAAAAUACCUGGUACAGGUGAGAUGUAAUACUACUUUUGGUUUUGGCCUUCUGUAUUAA